AUGGCCGUCCGCACCACCACCCUCGUCCUCCUCACAUCCCUCCUGCCGAGGUAUGUCGCAGGUCUGCAGGUCACGCCCGACUCGCCCUGCGCCUCCUUCUGCCUCGACUCCAACGACCUCGACUACUCGGACCCCAACUCGUCAAACACCAGGAACAAGGACAUCACCUGCGAUGACAGCAAAUACCAGACAGAGAACGCAGGCCGCAAGUUCCAGCAGUGCGUGAGCUGUCUGCAGGACAGCAACUUUGUCAAGGGGGGCGAGAAUGACCAAGCCUGGUUCUUGUAUAAUAUGAGAUACUCGUUUGACUACUGCGUGUUCGGGUACCCAAACGCCACCGACACCGGCGGUGGUCCCUGCAUGACCUCCACGGCCUGCGGUGCUCUUGAGGCCGCUCUCACGGACGGCGAUCUGGACCCGUCGUCCGGGCAGUACUCAUACUGCGAUGCAGACGGCGGCGCCAUACUCGGCUCCGCCUACGACAAAUGUCUCUCCUGCGUCAGGGCAGGUGGUGAGCACUACUACCUGGCGAACUAUCUAGUAGCCCUCGGCGCAGGCUGCCAACAGAGACCAGACCCGGGGACACUCAUCGGCCUCAACCAGACCGUCUUCACAAAAGGCGUCAUCACCGUUGUCGACCCCAAGGAUGCAGCCUCUGCCGACAAGAAAAACAAUACAAGCAUCCCCAUGACGACGAUCAUCGGCAUCGUCGUGGGCGCCGUCGUGUUGCUCCUCCUCAUCGCUGGAUGCGUCUUCAUCCAGUACCGCAAACGCAGGGCUCGCCGAGGGAUCAACCCCGAGCUGUCCCGCAGAGCAAAGGGCCACCGCCCCGUCUCAUCCCUCUCCUUCCGAUGCCAGACGCACCUCACCCCCAAGACGCCAAACUUCUUCCCCGUCGAGGAGGAAGAGAUGCAGAGCGAGAAGGCCCGCAUGCAGCUCCAACAACAGCAGCAGCAGCAAGCCUACUCGCCGCAUACCACACCGCAGGACCCCUGGGCCCCAAGCACAAUGUUCUUCUACCGCUCCCCAAGCCCGACAAACCUCACCGACAAGAAACACAAAGACGCCCUCCCCCUGACAACGAUCAAAACCUCCCUCCCCAUAAUGCCCCUGAAAUCCCACUCCCCGCGCCACAACGCCUCGCCGGAAGACUACACCCCGACCUCGACAACCUCCACGGCGCCCCUCAUCCCCCUGCGCCCCUACAUCCCCUCAGAACACGGCUUCACCUCCCCGUCGACAGGCUACGCCGCGACCUUCGCCCCGCAGUCGCAGACGACGUACUCCUCCCCGACGUCGGGGAACACCGCCAGCCCGCUGAUGAGCCAGGGCGGCUGGCCCGCGCCGCAGAGGCACCACCAGAUCCCGACGAUAGACUCCCUCCCCGCCACGGAGCCGGCGAGGACCAUCGGGAUCGUCGUCAAGGACAGGGCGAGGCCGAUGCCCAAGAGGGUCACCUCGCUCGGGGGCAGCCCGGUCGAGAGCCAGAAGAUUCAGACUUCUUUUCCGCCGCCGCCGGGGGGCAAGAAGAGGUGA
Colletotrichum chrysophilum is the source of this 1536-nucleotide messenger RNA. RefSeq lists its product as uncharacterized. The record is from RefSeq and is a predicted model, not a curated record. The transcript has 3 exons. Lineage: Eukaryota; Fungi; Ascomycota; Sordariomycetes; Glomerellales; Glomerellaceae. The coding region runs from base 1 to 1536 and encodes 511 amino acids.